This is a messenger RNA of Fusarium redolens, 1005 nucleotides long. Its product is annotated as BTB/POZ protein. The record is from RefSeq and is a predicted model, not a curated record. The transcript has 3 exons. Gene Ontology annotation, molecular function: protein binding. NCBI's taxonomy places the organism in Eukaryota, Fungi, Ascomycota, Sordariomycetes, Hypocreales, Nectriaceae. The coding region runs from base 59 to 853 and encodes 264 amino acids.
ACAUAACAACAUAUCUCAUCUUUCUGAAUGACCACAUCGCUUGCUAAGUCCUUUGGAGAUGAAAAAGAAGAAUCGCGUCAGUGUCAAAGUUGAAAAGACUGUCUCUCCAUCUAGCAUAUCCCCAAGCACUCCGCUCCACCUUAAGAUGGCGCCUCAAGGAGUAGAGGAAUUCCUCGUGUCUCUAAAAGAGUACCACAAUAGUGAUGCGCUCUCCGACGUCACUGUUACCUGCGAUGGUCAGGAGUUCAAGGCUCACCGGGUCAUCUUGUCUGCCCACUCCAAAUGCUUUGCCAAAGCGCUGAAUGGCGACUGGAAGGAGAGUUCCGAGAGAAAGAUCGACAUUAAAGAUUUCGACCCAAGUGUCGUUGAAGCAAUGCUCCGAUUCAUCUAUUCAUUUGAAUACAGCAACACUUACGGCACUUCGAGUAUGGUGUUUGACGCCCAGAUGUGGCAGAUUGCCGACAAGUACGACAUUCCUGCCCUCAUGGCGGAGUCAAAGAAGAAGUUUGAGAUUACUGUAACCACCGGAUGGAGCAUGGAUGACUUUCCACUUGCUGUUGCUGUUGCCUACGAGUCGGUCCUCCCGGGACUUCGCGACAUCGCUGUGGAGACUGCUAGUAAGAACAUUGACGAGUUAAUCGGGAAGGAUGGCUUUUGUGAACUCAUAAGAACGGCGCCGCAUUUCACAGCGGAUCUUAUCCAAUUUGUUUGUGGCAAGUCGUCGGGGUUUCGGACCCAGUAUGAGUGCCCGUCAUGCAAGAAAAGAUUCCGCGGAGAAUUCUCAGGAGAGCUUCGCUAUUGUCCGUGCUGCUCUCGUCAUCAACCAGACUGGAAUCCCUCCAAGGUUGCCUGAAGAUGGAUGGCUAUUCUCAUAGCCUAGUUGGUCAGGAAGCAUAGGUCAAACAUAGCCCAAUCGAACAGGUCGCAUAUUUUGCCCAAAAGCAGACAAUUGAGACACAAUUCACUGAGAUGAGGGGAAAUUAUAAGAAAGUAGUAGCAUUACAG